Messenger RNA from Gigantopelta aegis, 966 nucleotides. Its product is annotated as cell death activator CIDE-B-like. The transcript is spliced from 6 exons. The record is from RefSeq and is a predicted model, not a curated record. Gene Ontology annotation, biological process: regulation of apoptotic process; apoptotic process. The coding region runs from base 159 to 722 and encodes 187 amino acids. Lineage: Eukaryota; Metazoa; Mollusca; Gastropoda; Neomphalida; Peltospiridae.
CAAACACGCAGAUACCACGAACGCUGAUAUACCACGAACAUAAUCUACACACCCACCGCUGUAUUUAAAGCGCAAUCAAAAAUCAGUUUACCGGAGCCGGUAGAGAAAGCGAAGUACUCGGGAUCUUUUGAACAGGAAACACAUUUCUUCAGAUUACAAUGGCAGGAGGGCUCACGGAAAGGGAAAUAAUCAUAAUAGGAUGUGCCGCUGGUUUGGUGUUUGUCCUAAUCUGUUGUCUGGCGAUCAUUGUGCUUACGUAUCUCUGGAAAAGAAGAGUUAAGCGUAAAAGGAGAGAAGAACGCCUCGCCCAGACGAUGGAGAGAAUUUCUCUCAGGGACCCUCUAGACGAGCUCGUGCGACGAGAAUCUCGGAGGAGCAUGAUGGGAAUUCACAACGAGGCUGUCGCAAACGGAAGUGCUGGUGGCGAUACCAUAACAAACAAAAGGAAAAUGUACAAAAUUUGGGAUCGUACGAGAGGAAAACGAACAUUCACAUUCGCUGACAAUCUCGACGAGUUGAAGACGAAAGCACGAGAUAAACUUGGGUUAACCGGUGCUCUAAGAGUAGUUCUGGAAGAAGAUGGAACGGAAAUAGACAGCGAUGAAAUCCUACGCGCAUGUGCGGGACAUGUUAUGUUAAUGAUUCCAGGGAACGAAUCAUGGACUGACCCGGAAGUGUUAUUGAAAGUGUCAAACCUUCCACCAGACUCUACGCGUUUCUGAACCUUUUCACUGAUCAAAAAACAAACAAAAACAAACAACAAACCCAUAAUUGUCGGUACUAGCGGGUGAAGAGUGGAGGGCGGGUGAAGAGUGGAGGGCGGGUGAAGAGUGGAGGCCCAGUUGACCCACAAUAAUAUAAACAAGAGCUCCUCUUUUUUAAAUAAUAAUAAUAAUAAUUAUUAUUAUUAUUAUAUUAUUAUAUUUGUUUCUUGCUAAAACAGAUCUUAUACAUGUAACUGUGCUC